AUGAUCGUUGCACCGGUCCUGAGCAUCACACAUCAUACGCGGCUGUAUUAUAGCAAGGCAAAUGUUCUGUUCAUAGACGGAAAAGAGCACCACAGAUCUUUGUUCGCAAUUUACCACAUUAUCUGCUACAAGCGGUACGUGAUCCUGUGCGGAAUUGACAUGCUACAAGUUUUGUACAGUUUGCGGUGCGAAAUGGUGGACGAAUGGAAUCACAGGAAAACCGUUCGCGGAGAAGUGGCUGGUAAAAAAGAACGAGCUAGGCAUAAAAAAUUGUUCAUGUUCAGGUACUACGUGCAGAAACAUCGGUGGAUUAUCCGACCUAACAAUUUGAGGAAUACAUCUGGCACACAUAAAUUUGCUUUGCUUGGAGAAAUGCCGGUAGAAGGACGUAUUAUGAGUGUUUUAAUCGUCAAAUCAUCCCUGUACGUUCUCACCGAUAGGUUUUUGUACAAAAAUCGCCGUAAAAUCUUCGUAUUUGAUGAGUGUAUCACCACCGGAACGCUGAUCAGAAGAGCGUUCAUCGCACAAGAAAUGCCUAGCAGUGGGAGAUACCAUGAAAAUAGAACAAAACAAAGGACAGUACCUGUCACCUCGAUCAUUGGAACAACAGACGGACGAGUUAUUACGAACGGAUUUGGUAAAAAACUGUUCGAUGGUACCGUUACGCACAUUUCUUGCGUCAACAAUUCCAUACUGGCAUGCUCUGAAGACCGCUCUGUUAUUUUAAUCAAGGAUCUCACAGACACAAGGAUAUUGCACGUUGAACUAAGAGGUAGCGUGUAUUGGUGCGGUUUACAAGAUGCAGAUAACUAUUUUGCGCUUACAGAAUGCGGAAACGUAAUUGUUAAUGGCAUGAAAUUUUCUUUUCCGUAUAAAUCUUUGUGCAGCGCAGCUUUUUAUCGUGGAAGACUUCUUGUCGGGUUGAAAAAUGGUGGAUUGGUGGUGUGUAAGGAAAAAAAAUUUGGGUGCUUAAGCACUGAUCGUACAUUCGUAUCGGGGCAAGAUGUGUUCUUGCUCAAUGAGAAGUGUCAGAUUGUCUGCAACGGUACAGAGCUGUAUGAUUUGUCGGGCGUAGAAGAGGACAUCGUUGAGUUUUAUCUCAAACCUGGAAUGAUGGUGCUACGCUUCAAAGACAAGAUUUGGUUGCUGUGGAAUGCUGAAAAGCACGUUUAUGAGAAGGGAAUGGGCGCAAGUGAACGUAUAAAUGCGACCGGGCAGGGCGAUGGCACGGAAGUACAUGCAACAACGAGCAAUAUCGACAAGCUGGAGCACAAUGAAAUGAAAAUACGUGAGAUGUUCGUCGGAAAAGGGAACUACGGGGAACAUAGGUGUAAAUCAAGUGUUGAUGGGCAUAUUUAUACCUCAGGCGGCAGAAACACGUCAACAGGUCUGUACUGUGGAAUUGAGCGCGGGAUAAAUACAGAGAUAGACAGGAAUAGUAAGAUGGAGACAGCAAAUAUUAGGAGAAUAAAACGGGAAGAACUUGACGUGGCAGGUAUCAGCGAAUACUAUACGUCUGCCAUCGAAAUCAAUGUCAAAAGCGGAUACUUUAGCGUGUAUUCAGACGAAUUCCAUGUGAAAUUUGCAUUCUACGAUAGAAUAGUUCAAUUCGAUAUGAGAAAUGAACUGACAAUAUUCCACUACAGGAAGAUCGUGUCCUUGGGCAGGGAUGUUUACGGGUGCCGUACCGGCAUACUUUUUUACAGAAACGAAUUGCUCAAGAUCUCUGAUGAUGCGAUUACAGGAAUAGUUGAAAGCAACGGAUGGGUGGUUAUGUGUUCCAGGGACGGGUAUAUCUAUUUUUUGGAUGAGACUACACGAAUGGUCUACCGGAAGUUUAUCGAUAGCGUGUUUCUUGAGGGAAUUUACAUACAUGACGGGCAGAUUGUGACAUGCGGGUUCCGCUCAUCAGAAUUUGUAGUUUACAGUUUUAUAGGCGAAAUCAGCGUUCGUACCGGUGCAAGACCCAAAAAAUGGAGUUUCAACGGUCACAUCUUCAGUUUUGUAAGGCAAAACAUGACCUUUUUUAAAUUGAUAAAAUACGAAAAGGACUAUUUAAACGAUGCAGACCUUAUUCUGACCAACAGCCUGAUCAAUUGCUCGUGCGUGUCGGAUUGUGUUCAGUUCGUAGGUGACUUUGAAGGCAACGUUUUUGCCUUGAAGAAUUACACGCUUGUGGACAGGAUACGACUGAAAGGUGAGGUUAAUGACAUCAAAGUGCAGAGGCACAAACGCUCAACUUAUCUUUACUGCUGCACAAAUGACUCGUAUGUCUACAAAAUAUUCUUUAAAAACGGGUUACUGCUUGAGGAAAGAAGCUUAAAGCUAAAGAACAGGAUUUUAUCGAUAGCAAUGAAUGACCAUGUUUAUGUGAGUAGUUCUAGCGGGAUGGUGUAUAAGCUCACAAUGAGCCUUGCAGUGCUGCAAUCUGUGAAUACACAAGUACUGAAUUUCAGCAUGGUGUGCGUUGGCGCAGAUCUGUUGCUAGCAGGCACAGACGGCUGCAUACGCGCAAUAGGACAGAACAUGGAAGUGAUUCGCAAACUGAAGGCACACAGCAACGCCAUACUCAAGAUAGCAUGUAAUGAUCAGAAAUUGUAUUCUGUUGGUGAUGAUCACACGCUUAGGAUCGCUGAUAUUGGGUGUAACAGGGUAAUGAACAAGAAGGUGAUCGCCAACUCGCCGGUAAUUGAUGUAAAAAUAGACAUUGAUAGGAUUUACAUCCUGUGCAAAAACAAGCAAAUGUUUGUAUUGGACCUAAACUUAGAGAUUGUAUCUUUACAUAGGUUAUAUUUGAGGGUUGUGAAUUCGUUUGAAAUUCUUGGGAGCCGUUUGUUGGUCCUGGGAGAAGGAAUUGAAACGGUUUUUAUUCGUGAUCAGAAAUAGCAUUUCAGUUAAACAUGGUUUUUACGGAAA
Molecule: messenger RNA, 2916 nt
Organism: Vavraia culicis subsp. floridensis
Lineage: Eukaryota; Fungi; Microsporidia; Pleistophoridae
Exons: 1
Coding region: 1-2886 (961 amino acids)
Molecular function (GO): protein binding
Source: RefSeq, a predicted model, not a curated record